This is a messenger RNA of Colletotrichum destructivum, 885 nucleotides long. Its product is annotated as Putative 2EXR domain-containing protein. The record is from RefSeq and is a predicted model, not a curated record. NCBI's taxonomy places the organism in Eukaryota, Fungi, Ascomycota, Sordariomycetes, Glomerellales, Glomerellaceae. The coding region runs from base 1 to 885 and encodes 294 amino acids. The transcript has 3 exons.
AUGGAAAUGCUGGAACGACCAUUCAUGUGUGACCCGACGUCUUUCGACUUCUUCGGCGAUUUACCAAAGGAGCUACGCCUCAAGGUCUGGAAAGCCGCCCUCCGAGCCGAAAACGGCCGGCUCGUGGCCGCGGCGCCCCAUCGCGACGACUUCUCCUGCCGAGGCGGCGAACUCCCCGCCGUCGCAGCCGUCAACCGCGAGAGCCGAGGGGAGUUUCUGCGAUUCCACCACGAGCCCGGCACCGACUACGCCGCCCUGUCGCCGAUGGAGCUGGACAGCCACGUCCUCGGGUACGCGGUCGACGCGCCUCCCUUGACCCAGACGGCUCGCGAGCAGGUUCGAGACGUGAGGCUCCACGACUUCGACUUCGCCUGCCGCGUGAGGCGCGGCAUCCGGGACGGUGACCCGAGAGCCGACGUCGGGCCCCCCGAGGCGUCUGGCAUCGUCCGGAUGCCUCGCCUCCGCUUCCCGAAUCUGUCGAGCAUCUGGAUCGCCAACCUGUUCGCCUUCGACCCGGGCUUCCAGGUCCUCGCCAGCAACGGCGCCCUUGGCCCUGUCGCCUUCACGGACCUCCUCCACGUCGGCCUGAACUACCGCCACUCGCCGUCGUCCGGCAGGACCAGCGUGGCCCGGUAUCCCAUGCGUGACGCCGACAUCUCGGAGGGUUGCCGGUCCGUCCGCAUGCCGCCGGACCUGGUGGGCACGCCGCCGCACUUCUUCAUCCGUAUCGACCUGCGGGACGACGAUGGCGAUGACGAAGACGAUGAGUCUGUGCCUGACGGCUGGGCGCUUCUCGACUCGAGGUCGGGUGAUAGUACCGAAGACCUUCGCUUGUGGAACUCGACAGUCAAGUAUGUCGCUCUGCGUUUGAGGGAGGAUGACUAA